Parathielavia appendiculata is the source of this 3242-nucleotide messenger RNA. RefSeq lists its product as uncharacterized. Lineage: Eukaryota; Fungi; Ascomycota; Sordariomycetes; Sordariales; Chaetomiaceae. Bases 275 to 2863 code for a protein of 862 amino acids. The transcript is spliced from 3 exons. The record is from RefSeq and is a predicted model, not a curated record.
GCAAUUGAAUCAGAAAGGCAUGGUCCUUGUCCUUGCAUUGGAAACAGUCAUGAAGGGCUCUGUUUCAACCCUAACCCGUGCGCUCUGUUUCGAGGACUCGUAACCGAGGGUGCGGCUCAUUCUGCCCAACUGCGCAGAACUGGGAAGGAGCUGAACUCGGUGAACUGUCGUUUUCAUCUGAAAUGCCGCCAGAUACGCCAACAUUCCUGUACCUGAUCUUGCUGCUACUGAUUCAACCCAAUGUUAAUUGCUUGUUGAGAAUCGCUGGAUUCCGAUGCCGAUUUCUCCGCUGCAAGACCGUCAUGACCCCGGCAAUCCGAAGGGAGCUCUGGGGUCACGGGGUCUUCGCUCAAACCGCAACCAAGACACUCGCAUAGACACCACGUCCUCCUCCUCAGCGAUUCGGUCAGAAUCAACGCAGUCUUCCGAAGCUAACAUCGCCAGUCUGGUCAACGCCUUUUCCCGUUUCCGUCCUCAGGAUUCUGGCGGCGCGAAGGCCAUCAUGUCGCACAAAGGCGUACUUCAUGCCCCAGGGGGCAGCGACUUUGAAUCAGGCGAUGAAGACGUGAACUCAUGGCCGUGGUCCGACAAGUCGCAGAGUCCCAGCGCAGACGAAGAGACUCCUAGUGGUACUGCGCCCGAUCACACCCGAUUGGACAUCAUCGACCGCAUCAUGAGAAGCUUCUGCGCCUCGCUCGACAACAAGAUCGCCGUGAUCAAGGAGACAAGGACGGACCCCAUCAUCAAGCAGGAACAUGAAACAGAUCCUUUGGAAGAUGACGGUGAUGAGCUUAAGGUCCAUAGAACAAAGACAGCCCGCAAGAGAUUUGUCAUGGGCCGCCUGUCAAAGAAGCGCUCCCCGGAACAUCUUCCUCUCCCUUCGCCGCCCGCAGCCCCGGUCUCGAACAUGCCGCUGGUACUCAGAAGGCCCGCCGCGACUGUCCCAGUAUUAGCUGCAGCUUCUCCUGUAGCCACUGCUCCCCCGAUGCGGCUACAGGCCAGCGCACCAGUUCCCGAGCCUCCCAGUGCGCCCCCGAAUAUCGUGCCUGUUCACCGUUCGCCCGUUGGAAGCCGGCCUUUCCUCCGCCUCGGUUCGCCUUCUCCGGUUCCGCAACCUCCUCCAACGGCAGCCACAUCUGCAAGCGCGGGCAAUCUCUUUCCUCCAACUGCACUUCUCGUCGAAUCGAGUGACAGCGCCGCUCAGCCGCUUGCUAUCUUCCAGGCACAAGAGACUUCCGGAGCAGUGCCUCGCCCUGCCGACUCCGAAGACGUUCCCGACCAUUCUUCGGCGCGACUAGUAAGGCGAUUCGGUGCUCGCGUGUUGUCUCGGGGUAAGAUUCGCGAUAAAUCGGAUAACACAGCCACGGGUGAAGGGGUUACGGUUGAGCCGGACAACCAGGCUUCUUCGAGAUACAGAAGUGCUCCGCAGCGACGACAAACAGUUCAUACUCGACAACGCACAGACAGCGAGCUUGACGACUUCUCAGUGCCCAAUUCCAUUCCAAACCCUGCGGGCACGGAAAGCACCUUGACCCUGAGCCAUGCUCCGGCUCUCGACCCGGCGCUACCACCCAACAUCUUGGGAGAUACCCAAUCCGGCCUUUUGGGCAGCGAGCCUUCGCUACAUCAUCUCCUCCCAAGCCCUUCUGACGCCUUUUAUGGUCAGACCUUGUUCCGAUCGGCAGCGCACCAUGCCCCCCGACCGGCACCGCCCUCACAUGAGGCGUUGGGAGAGCAAGCCGUGACUUCGAAGACGAAAAGAGUGGCCGAGUCAGAGGGACUCCGGUGGGUCACGUUGCAGGCCGUCCUGGAGGAUGCGGACGGCGACGGCAGGCGGAAGAAGACAAAACGAGCCCCACCCCUCGCCGCGGUUCCAGGGGCGAACGUUUGCGGGAAGUUUGCCUGCCCUUAUUUCAAGAGGAACCCAAAAAAGUAUCGCAAUUGGACUUCUUGCCCCGGCCCGGGAUGGGACGAAGUACAUCGAGUCAAGACUCACCUCUACAGGCGGCACGCGCUUCCCGUCCAGUGUCCCCGAUGCUGGGAUGUAUUCAAGUCGGACGCCCCGCUCCAGUCACACCUGCAGCAAGACCCGCCAUGCGCCAUCCAGGGCAACCGGUUGCUACAAGAGGGCUUCACCAAGGAUCAGGAAAAGAAGCUCCGAAGUCGGAAAAAGUCGCAUGCGGACAUGACCGACGAGGACAAGUGGUUCGAGAUCUAUAAGAUUCUCUUCCCGGACGACGACCCGAGUGCUAUUCCGUCGCCAUAUUACAAUGGUUUCGACAGCGAAGGCUCUAGUCGUGAGGUGCAUGGCUCUGGAGAAUUAGAGGAUUACGCCACCUUUAUCCGCAGGGAGAUGCCCACGCUUGUGCGCCGAGAGUUGGAGACUCUAUUCCGCGACGAGUUUCAGGACGUCGAGGAGCGCAUUCGCCCUCGCAUCGCCGAGAUUGUCCUCAACCUGCAACCGAGACUGCUUGGCCUCUACAAACAGUCCCAGAUACCCCUGAGCGAAUACGGUCCCCAGCAGCACGAGCAUAACGGCGGCAAUUCCAGCAGCGAGCCUACGUACACACCACUCCUGUCACAACCCACAGAUUCAGCGACGGGGACAGGCCCCGAUUCUACCCCGGAUACGGUGUUCGACACAGCGGAGCUGGGCUUCAGCGAUGGCGACCUGAACACCAACUGGGACGCCUUCUACCCGGGGAAUCAGACGCACAUGCAAGCUGCCGAGACUGGUUCAGGUCUUGAGCUGAAUUGGGAAUAUGAGUUUAACCACUUGCUUAAUCCUCUACUCUUCAUGCCUGUCCCUGGACACAUGCAAAGCGGGGACUCUGGCCGAAUCACAACAGUACAGAGGGGAUAGAGUAUCGAAUUCGACGUCAAGAGAUUCUACCCACUGAAUAGGACUCGGCGGUCGGAUUCGGGCAGCCAUGAUGCCGAUGCAAGGUAUAAGAACCUCGGGGUCUCUCAUGCGUCAUGUUCACAUCUCCAACCGCCUCAAGAACAGCCUGGCAUUCUCCAGGCCCUCAUCAUCCACACUCCCGAGCCUCGCCCAGCCAUCCACGGCCAUUCGAGCGUGUCUUGUGGCGUUGACCAUGUCCCCAUUCAGAAAAUACAAAUCGGCGAGCGCGUCGUGAUACUCGGGCAUGAACACUGGGGCCCUGUCCCACUCGGAGAUCAAGAGCCACUCUUCUGUCAUGGUGAUGGCGUCUUGGUAGAAGCCGUUACUCUUGGCAUCCUCG